AUGUUCCUAAAUACUAUGAGCAUGAAGGAAUCUACAGUAUUAAACUGGACGAAAAGUGACAAAUUGGAAGAAAAUGAAAAGAGACUAAAUGACAAAAGAAAACAGAGUAGGAGUAAAAUGUAUGGAGGAAGAUACGAGGCACUAAACCAGUUUUUCGAUUCAUUACCGAAAGUCGAAUCACACUAUUGCCGAGCAUCAAGCAGCAAACUGUAUUUGGAACCGAUGUGGGCUUCAACAAAUCAGUUGUAUGGCUUUUACAAACGUCAUCAUUGCCCUGACAGCGGUGAUGAACCCGUAUCACGAACGAUCUUUUUCAAAGAGUUCAAUAAACGAAAUCUCUCUAUAUAUGUUCCCAAAAAGGACCUGUGUGACACCUGUGUUGCAUACGAUGCAAAAAAUCUUCCAGAGGAAGAAUACGAUUUACAUCAGGUAAUAAAAAAAGAAGCUAGAGAAGAAGUCAUCUGCUUCAGUCUUUACGAUGGAUUUGCAAGCAGUUCUCCUAUGUCCAAAAUCGACGGUCAGCGCAAUGUAUUAUAA
Molecule: messenger RNA, 537 nt
Organism: Acanthoscelides obtectus
Lineage: Eukaryota; Metazoa; Arthropoda; Insecta; Coleoptera; Chrysomelidae
Source: the annotation of a GenBank genome assembly